Molecule: messenger RNA, 1041 nt
Organism: Cherax quadricarinatus
Lineage: Eukaryota; Metazoa; Arthropoda; Malacostraca; Decapoda; Parastacidae
Source: RefSeq, a predicted model, not a curated record
AUGUGGAUCCCAAUGCCACGAGUGCGGGAUAACGGGAAGGAAGUACACUACGGCAAUAUAGUGGACCAGGCUUUACGAUGGGCUGGCGUGGUGUCUCGGGUGUUGGCAGCACCAUCCUCCAAAAGGAACCGACUGACACUAUUUUCCGUCAACGCUCCGGAGUUUCCCAUCCUCCUGCUGGGGUCUCUAGCUGCCGGCGCCACUGUCAGUACAGUCAGCCCCAGCUAUACUGCCGAUGAGGUUGCACGACAGCUUAUAGACAACGAGACAGACAUGCUGGUGACUGACCCCAAACUGGAGAGUAUACUGAUAGAUGCCUUGACGAAGAUUAAAAAGACGAUUCCUAUUUUUAUCAGCGGUGUCUCUGCCCACGGUCACCCCAACAUCAGGCAUAUUCUGGAAGACUCCUCUAAACCCUUCGCCGAGCCUGUUCAGUCUCCCCUGAAGUCAACAGCAGUGAUUCUGUACUCCAGCGGCACCACUGGGAAGCCCAAGGGUGUGGAGCUCUCCCACGGUGCCAUCACCUCCAACCUCCAUAUGUUCACUCAUCCAUAUUUCUUUCCUUACCUGCCAACAACACGUAAGAGAGAGAUUAUAUAUAUAGUACAGUUACUGACUUCCUAUACAACAUAUAUUAUUUCGUAUAUAAAUUUGGAAAUAAAAUUUCUGCCAUUAGACCGACAUUAUAUGUCCCCAUAUGUAGUUGAGAACUUUAAACCUAACAAAUUAUAUACCUACCUCCCUCUCCAUAUGCCUCUCACCUCCAGAAGAGUACAAGAAUCAGUCAUUGGAGUGAUGCCCUUCUAUCACGUCUAUGGUAUGCACGUUGUCAACUUGAUCACCCUCUACCUGGGAGCUAAGGUCAUCUCGCUGCCUGCCUUCACUCCUCAAGACUUUGUUAGGAACAUUAGAGAUCACAAGCCCACAGAAGAGUUUGGGUUUGAUGUCCGCCGUGGAGCUGCAGUGUUGUCAAUGGAAGACAUCGUCAUGCAGAAUCGGGGUGGUCAAUCUUCAAAGGAAGACACGGUAGUGUUGGGCUGA